Cucumis sativus (cucumber) is the source of this 2017-nucleotide messenger RNA. RefSeq lists its product as uncharacterized. The transcript is spliced from 3 exons. The record is from RefSeq and is a predicted model, not a curated record. Lineage: Eukaryota; Viridiplantae; Streptophyta; Magnoliopsida; Cucurbitales; Cucurbitaceae. The coding region runs from base 370 to 807 and encodes 145 amino acids.
AAAGUGUGAGUCUCUUCUCUACUCCAACGACUAACAUCGUCAACCCCAUCAUCACGGACUACAAAGUCUCCUCUUUCCUCUCUAUAAAUAAGCUUUACCCCAUUUCUCGUUUCUUUCGUUCUAAUACUUUUUCUGUUCUCUCUUUAUUUUUGUUUUUGUUUUUGUUUUUAUCGUGGUUGUUGCUAGAUUAUCCAAAAUCAAAGGGAAACGGAGACGAGGGAGUGCGGGAGUUGAUUCAGAGGGAGACAGCGCCCCCGCGUUUUGUCGUUUUCUUCUUCUUCCUUUUGUUCCGAUACUCUGGGUGGUGCCGUGUGGCCUCUCAGAUCAAAAAUUUUGAGGCAAGACUUUCCUUUUGACAGCAUCAUUUCAAUGGAGUUAAACGGCAAAUCCAUGGUCUCAGAGCCUGCAAAUGUUAUUUAUCUUUCAACUAUUCUGGGUAGAGAUGGGCAAGUUCUUGCCCACAAAUGUGAUUGGAAAUGUGAGAAUGAACAUGUGUGUGGUAAUAUGUACCGCUGCAAAUUUACAGGAAUGACUCACAUUUGUGACAAAAACUGUGACCAACGAAUUCUGUAUGAUAACCAUAGCUCACUUUGCCGUGCAAGUGGGCAAAUAUUCCCCCUUUCACUGACAGAAGAACAUGCAAUCAGAGGCAUUCGCAGGAAGCUUGAUGCUGACAAUUCCUCCGUUGAUGACUUUGCUUUUAAGCGUAGGCGGGAUGCCCAGUUUCAUCCUUCACCUUUUGAGAGAUCUUUCUCUGCUGCCGUCCCAAUUUGCAGUCAAGUUGGAGAUGGCAUGGAUAUGAGCUAGAUUUACAUAAGAAAAAGGAUGGGAAAACUGGGGCUUAUCACUAUGCUGUUCUUUUGAAUAAUUUCCUCUUUUUUUCUUUUUUCUUUUUUCUUUUUUGUUUUGCCUACGGACUGAUAUCAUAUAAUGGACUUGACCUGCGGGUACUUGAAGUGAUGGACCUUUGUAUGCCCCACCUGUUUGUAGGAACGCUUAUAUUUCUAAUCUUGUUUAAUGCCAAUAUGUAGCUGACACUAGAUUGACUAUAACAGCUGGGAUGGAGCAGGAUGAUCAUGAACUUUACAUUUAUAAUUAGACUUUACGUACCCUGUAUCAUCUCAACAUUUACUAUUGUAGCUCUAAAGGCUUCCUUAGUAUCCUUUCUUGAUAUACUUUCUUCACGUUAUUUGAUAUGCUUUUACACUGCUAAAGCAUUUUGAGAUUACUUGCAAUAAUCUUAAUCCUCUCACAACUGAUGUAUUGACAUGUAAUGGGCUACUGAAAAUGAUACCUCUGCUUAGAACCCGCCCUACUUCUCUAAGUCUAAUUUUCUAAUUCUUCGAGUAAGCACUUAGUUUUGAGUUCUGUUUUGCUAGACGUGCUUUUGGCUCUGUGUUCAGGUUUAUGAGCAGUGAUGUGGUUUGCCCUAGACUUGUUUCAUUGUUCAUAUCUAAUAUAUUUGUUGUUUCCUUAUUUUAUUACCAAGAUGUCCUUGAGGCUCUUUUUUUUCUUAUUCAGCAGGGGUUUGGUCAUUUUCCUAAUCGUGUGAUUUUAGUUAUGCUUGUCGUUUAAUGCUUCUUGCUUUGCAAUUUGUUUAAAUCUAAUUACUGAUGUUUGACUUUGAUCACCUUUCUUGGCAGGUUUCGUAGCCUCUUGGUCAAUGUGGAGAACAAAUUUGAAUAAAAUGUUCAAACUUUAAAAUGGUCCUACCUCUUUGGAGGUGAUGGUGCCCUUCGUAAAUGUGGAGAACCAGUUGACAGCACAAGAUGUUAUCCUGAAAUUGCAAAAAAGAUAUUUGAGGUUUCCCCAAGCAUUUAAUUUACCGGGACAAGGCUUGAAAGUUAUUCUCUGCAGCCUAUUGAAUUGUAUAUUAAGUUUGUUAAGAUGUGCAAUAUUCAGAACAGCAUAAAGUAUGACGUAGAGAAGUUUUUGUAUUAUCACUAAAGAUUGUUUACAGUUGAUAGUUAAUCUAAUUUGAAUUGAAUGCUUGGUUUGUUCAAUUGUUCUUGAGCAA